This is a messenger RNA of Papilio xuthus (Asian swallowtail), 1353 nucleotides long. It is a transcript of the gene Stoml2, whose product is annotated as stomatin like 2. Gene Ontology annotation, cellular component: membrane; mitochondrion. The record is from RefSeq and is a predicted model, not a curated record. NCBI's taxonomy places the organism in Eukaryota, Metazoa, Arthropoda, Insecta, Lepidoptera, Papilionidae. The transcript is spliced from 8 exons. Gene Ontology annotation, biological process: mitochondrion organization. Bases 123 to 1316 code for a protein of 397 amino acids.
UGUCAAAUUGACAUUGACAUAAUUUUUGGAUAUGUAUGGGACGCAAGAAAAGUGGUGCGAGUGUGAUUUUUAAAGUUUUAAAAGAUAUCAAAUAAGAGACGGGUUAAUAAUUAGAAAAAAAUAUGUUUACGCGUUCAAGAUUCAUAUUAUCUAGAGCACUUCCUUUAAAGAAUGUAUUUAAGCUAGAACAUCAAAAUGAAGCAAAUUUUCUCUAUAGCAUAGCUACCAGACAUAGAUCUACAACACCUAUUAACACAGUAAUAAUGUUUGUUCCGCAACAAGAGGCAUGGAUUGUUGAGCGUAUGGGAAAAUUUCACAGAUUGCUUGAACCGGGACUCAAUUUACUUUGGCCUAUUGUAGACAAAAUCAAAUAUGUGCAGAGUCUCAAAGAAAUAGCUAUAGAUGUACCAAAACAAAGUGCUAUCACUGCUGAUAAUGUGACGUUGGGUAUUGAUGGUGUGCUAUACUUACGGAUUAUUGAUCCAUACUUGGCAUCAUAUGGGGUGGAAGAUCCAGAAUUUGCGAUAACACAAUUAGCGCAAACUACAAUGAGAUCAGAACUUGGUAAAAUAUCUCUUGACAAAGUAUUCAGGGAGAGGGAAUCUCUGAAUGUUUCUAUUGUGGAUGCCAUUAACAAAGCAAGUGAAGCUUGGGGCAUUACCUGCCUUAGAUAUGAAAUACGUGAUAUAAAAUUACCAACUCGUGUACAUGAAGCGAUGCAAAUGCAAGUGGAAGCAGAGCGAAAGAAGCGCGCCGCUAUUUUAGAAUCUGAGGGAGUGCGGGCGGCGGAUAUAAAUGUGGCGGAAGGCAAACGUCAAGCAAGAAUAUUAGCUUCAGAGGCUGAGAAACAGGAACAGAUAAACAAGGCAUCUGGUGAAGCUCAGGCUAUGAUUGCGGUGGCAGACGCCAGGGCCCGCGGACUAAAGCUUCUAGCCGGUGCCCUAGCUCAGCAGGACAGCAAGUAUGCAGCAUCACUUACUUUAGCUGAGCAAUAUGUAGCCGCGUUUAAUAAACUCGCUCGGACAAAUAAUACACUCAUCCUGCCCGCUAAUGCAGGAGAUGUAUCCAGUUUGGUGGGACAAGCCAUGUCAAUUUAUUCAACGAUAAGUGCUCAAAAUAAACAGCAAAAUCAGCCUAGUAUUGAUAUUUACGAUAACCCUAUUCAUUCGUUAACUGAAAAAGGCACAACAUUAGCCGGACAACCAGUUAUAGAUGACAGCUUAGCCGAAUAUUUCUCAGAUGAUGAAGAGAGAGAGAAAGCACUACAACUUCAGAAAGAGAAGAAAACACAACAAAAUAUAGAGAAAGAAACAUAGAUUAUGUUAAGUAUAGAGUUCUUUAUUGAUUAAAAUA